Molecule: messenger RNA, 4855 nt
Organism: Umbelopsis ramanniana AG
Lineage: Eukaryota; Fungi; Mucoromycota; Umbelopsidomycetes; Umbelopsidales; Umbelopsidaceae
Exons: 3
Coding region: 179-4663 (1494 amino acids)
Biological process (GO): SCF-dependent proteasomal ubiquitin-dependent protein catabolic process
Cellular component (GO): SCF ubiquitin ligase complex
Source: RefSeq, a predicted model, not a curated record
GCCAGAACAAUGGCGAAUAUUUAACUGACAAAUAUUUAACUUUUCAGGCCGUACAAAAAUCAGAUGUGACUUCUCGUGACGUCGCCUCCUAGAAGAGGCAGUACUUCGGAGGAAGCUUGACAAGAAGGAAUUCCGAAAAGAUUCUUACCGAAGACCCGCUUCUGGACAAAAGGGGGGAAUGCUUAACGGAGAAUCGGGAAUCUUGGCAGAGGAAUGGCACUUUGACCUGGAUACCCCGUACAUUCCGGCUCUACAGCUUUCACAUGCCAUUAUAAAACAUGUUUGUCAAUACUUACCCACUCAAGGCGACAAGCAGCGCGCUUGUUUGAUACAUCCCUUAUGGUCACCAGCAGCAAUUGACAGUUUAUGGGAAGAACCUUUGCUCCAUACUGCUGCUGCUUUUCAAGGCUUCUACAAAGUAGUCCACAUCAAAAAGCACCUGGCUCUGCGAGUCCAGUCACUCAAUAUUAUACAUGACCCAAAUAAUAACGAUACAAACACUAUCAAGCGAUCCAGUCAACCACACCAUGCCUUGAGAGAUUCGACUUUAGCUAAGCCAGCGGUCAUAAUGGCACUUCUUCGACUCUGCGAGAAUAUCAAGUCUCUUCAGAUCUAUGGUUGGCAAAUUCAAGCUCAACAUAUCGAAAACCUUAGCCACAUGCUUCCUAAGUUACAGCGUCUGACCAUCAUUGGCGAUAAUGAACGAUUGAUGGUGCUAUCAUCGCCUUUUCGGAACCUGCUGUCGCGACUUAAUACUCUCAGACUUGAUGGCGUGCGCAACAUCAAUGCAAGCUUUAUUUCUUUGCUAGACCGGCGUUGUCAAAAUUUGGAAAGUUUGCAACUUAGUGUUCAAGACAUUGGACCCGACGGCUUCGAAACGUUGACAUAUGGAAAAUUGCACUUACGCGAUUUGGUUCUGACAGAUUGCGUACCUUUGAAAGAUUUUCAUGUAGCUGAAAUCGUGAGAGCAUUUCCACACUUGCGAACCUUGAUCUUGGAUGGCGCCAGCAAACUUACCGGCGAGUCGCUGGCUCAUAUCUUUGAACGGUGUCACGAAUUAGAGAAACUAGAUAUUAGAGUGGAACCUGAUUACAACAAGCAAACUCAAUCUCAAACAGCUAAUCAGCAUUUGAAACUUUACGGCAAGGCGGGGGAUUUACGUCAACUGUCUCUGCGUGGCAUAUGUUUGGAUGCUAUUACAGUUCAGUCCAGUUUAUGUGGACACCCUCAACUUCGUGAAUUGAAUCUGGAAGCAUGUGAUGUACUAUGUGACGACGAUUUUCGACUCAUUUGCAAAAGCAGCCAAUAUCUCGAAUCCAUUAGAUUGAUAAAUUGUUCCAACCUUACCGGCCGCGCUCUAGUAUCUAUAGCGCGAACCAACGAUGCCAAACUAAUUGAUGUGUCUAUGAUCAGAUGCGGACAUAUAUCACCUCAACAACUAAAACAGUUUUGCCAAAGCGUGGCCGACCGGUCCUCUAAGAAGCUUAUUGUGAGCCAGGGUAAAGGACUGGCGCAUUCGGACUAUGUGACUUAUGCAUCGAUCGACCCUUUUACUCAAGAACCAGCCUACAUAUUUGAUGGAGAUGCCAUGAAUUUUCUAGCUCAAGCAGCAAACCCCAGCUAUGAUUCCUUAGACGAUAGUGAACAUCUGAUAUCUCAACGCACGUACACAUUGGAUCGAAAACAGGUGGCGUUGGUAGCUGAACUACUUGGAAUUUCAUCGCAACAGUUGCGUGGCGCGAUAUCAAAAGUUCUGAGCACCACCCCGGACAAGAAGGCUUUCAAGUUUGCAAACGACGCAGCGAAUCCCUCGCCACAACAUCCUGUUCAAGUGCCUUGUCCAUCAACUUUCGCUACCUCAGAACGUGAAUCUACUCCUGUAGCAAGCAGUGGUCGGAUAUCAUUCAAAGCGAAUGAAUACCAUGGUUUGGAGACCAAUGAACCAGCUGCUUCGUCUAUGGCCCAUAUGGAUGAUUGGAGCAUCCCGCCAGAAAAUCGAAAGCACUCACCGGGUAAUCGCAAAAUAUCCAUCAAACCAGCGGAGGCCUUUUCAGCAUCCCUGGUCUCGCCUGCAGAGAAGUCUUGGAAAGAACCAGUACCGACGUCUACCCCACCCUUACCUCAAUCACAACUGCCUGACUUUAUCGAGCCUUCCAACGAGAAAAAUGAGCAAAAGAUUGUUUUUAAGUACCAACCUCUUAGAGAUCAGAGCAAGCCUAUGAGCAAGGAAUCACCACCAACUGCAAGCCCAUCACCACCACGAAAGGAAGACAAGCCCGCUACAAAUGGAGGGUCUAAUCCGCCUACAGAUGUAAUGCAGUUAGGUGGCUGGGGAGUUGCAAGUAGUCCGAAUUGGGGCGAUGGAUCUUCUUUUGGUGAGACAUCCAAUGGAUGGGAUGCUACCGCUGUCGAGCGCAUGAAGUGGCAACCUGCUCAGAUCGUAAAUGCACCCGUGGCCAAAGGUCCGAAGAAGAAAGGAACUCGCUUAUUCUUACCGGCAAACGCCAGCAGCGAAGGAUGGGGCGCACCUCCUACUCAAUCAGUCGCUUGGGACGAUAACCGAAGACAAGGAUUUGCACAUGACAUUAUCGAAUCACAACACCAGACAGUAUUUUGGAAAUUAGAGAACGGAGUCUGGAAGAAACUCUCAUCUGGGGAACAACAGCAAGCGAGAGAAGCGCAAGGAUCUAUUACGGCACAGCAGCGACCACGGAUGUCAACCGCUGGCCUAGAAUCUCCUAGUCUAUCUGCACCACUAACACGCUAUGUUCUUGGCAACUCGGCCAGCGUUGUGGAAAAAGUCCUACCUGCUGUUGACACGAAGCAAGAAGAGAAGGCAGCAAAUGGAUAUCAGCUUAGUGAUGAUGACGAUGAUACAAAUCUCAGUCAUUCUGAUGAUGGCGUGACGAUCAGGACCUCUUCGGAUGACCCGUAUGUUAAACCAAAAGAUGAACCAACUUCAAGAACCCAGUAUAAAAACAUAAUGGAUGAAGACUUGCAAAUGGAUUUCUCCGAAACUAUACUGGCAACGCAAAAGUCCUCUGGUGAAUCUGAUAGCCCUCCUAGUCACCCAGGGAAUCCUCAAUGGGUCAGCUUUGAAGAUUGGCGAAAGGGCCACCUAGCCAGUUCCAUUGACCACCCUGAUAUUACAUCCCAAAGUCAUAUUACGGUGGAUCAAGGCGGUUGGGAUGAACAUGCUCAACAAGUUCCAGAGGUCAAUGCGAGCCAAAAUUGGGAUGCAUUGUACGAUGAUAAACCACAGCCAGAUGUCAUACCACCCGUUGCAAGUUAUAAGCUUGUUGACAUCCUUGACAAUUUCAAUGAAACUAUGUCUAUGCAAUCGGCGCAUUCUAGAGAGACUUCAGAAACGAAGUGGGGAGGAUAUGAUUCAAAUGUCGCAUUAUAUCAAGGUGUGAAUGAAAAUGAUGCUCUUCCACAAGAUUCGCCUGACAAACUUGAAGCUACCGUGGAAUACAUCAAGGCACAAGCUGAAUCUCGACAGACCGCUCGCUACGAUGUCAUCCGACAAACAGAAACAGAUCUGAUUUCUAACACAGGCUCUUAUGGUCACUACGAAUCUGACGAGUCAAAGUACAUUUCCAACACAAAUUGGGAAGGCUUGGAAUUCAACAGAAACGCCGACGAUGACUGGGUGUCUUCAUCAACGAGUGAAGCCGGUUACCCUGUAUCUGGGCUCGGCAUCUCCACUAAAGGCAGCCGACGUGGAAGAAGUAGACCAAGGUCAUCUGUCAGACAUCCUAUGCGACGAGAACAAAUGGCCGGGCAAUGGGGAUCAUUCCCUAUUGACAAUGUAAGCCUUGACGAUGUCACUGAUGAACCACCUAGCGUUCAAAGUCUUAUCAACGUCGACAUGGAUGAAACGUUUGAAAAUGAUCAAACCUUGGAUCAAGAGCACAAACCAAUGCCACAUCUAACUUCGUCUUUCACGAACUCGGAGUCUCCAGAAACCGGCAAUGCCUUUAACUUCAAUGCUGAUAGUACGUUCACGACAACAGACGUGGAACGAACAGACUCCGUGUGUUCGGAUUUGAAUGCGUACAUAAACAAAGAAAAUGAACACACACCGCUAGACGAAUUUGCAACGACCUCCAACUUCGAUAUGACAACUUCGUCUGCUGCGGAUGAUUGGAUCACCAAUUCGACAAACGGACUUCCAAAGGAGAAUAAAAUUGCCACCAGCAGCGUCAACAACAGCAAUCUUUUUGAUGACUUGAUGGAUGAAGAGUCCAAUGAAUUGCCACAGAACAUAACGACUUCAAGUGCUGAUACCAUCAUUGCGACAGCCCCUCAAGAACGCCAGGAAGUGUCACCGCAAACCGUCUCACCAACGCAAAACUCCACUCAUUCACCUCGUGUCAGUGGCAGCAAGAGCGUCGUGCUGUCUGUGCAAAUUGAAACGGUUGAUUCAGGCACCCAGCCACUCGUCAUUACCGAGAGUGAUGACCCUAAAGUGGUCAUUCACGACUUCUGUGACAAGUGGGCUAUGACUGAAUACGAAGAUAGGAUCAUGAACGUCACACUACCUCGGUACAAAGAGAAAAUGGCAAAACGUGUGCUUGGGAGGAUGUCGAAAGGUAGCAGCGGCACCUUGAAAAGUACGCCCUCAACUUCGACAACUGCUUCGGUGGAGAACGCCUUGUAGUUGCUGGAUUGGAGUUGUCCGUAAAAUUGGCUAUCUUUACUGUGUACAUUACAUAUUUUUUUUAUUCAUGUGCGCCACACUUUGUUAGUAGAUUAUGUCGGCAUUCAUGGUUUGACAUUGGUUGUUCUUUGGUCUGUUUGCCUUUGGUUUUUUCUUCCUUUCCUUUCUUUCGUUUUUACGUGUACAUUACAA